This is a messenger RNA of Nilaparvata lugens (brown planthopper), 702 nucleotides long. It is a transcript of the gene Chrac-14, whose product is annotated as DNA polymerase epsilon subunit 3. NCBI's taxonomy places the organism in Eukaryota, Metazoa, Arthropoda, Insecta, Hemiptera, Delphacidae. Gene Ontology annotation, cellular component: epsilon DNA polymerase complex; CHRAC. Gene Ontology annotation, molecular function: chromatin DNA binding; protein heterodimerization activity. Gene Ontology annotation, biological process: DNA damage response; heterochromatin formation; leading strand elongation. The record is from RefSeq and is a predicted model, not a curated record.
AAAAAGUGCGGUUAUGUUUGUCUUUUGUUAACCUAAACCUUUGUUCGUUCGUUAACCACUUUCAAUAUUAAUAGCAGUAUUUUAUAUUUUUAAUCAUAUUUAAACUUCAUUACUGUCAUGGCAGAGAAGUUAGAAGAUCUCAAUCUACCAAACACAAUUGUUACUAGAUUAAUAAAAGACGCUCUACCAGAUAAUGUGAAUGUGUCGAAAGAAGCACGAAUGGCUGUAGCCAAAGCUGCAUCAGUUUUUGUGUUAUAUCUUACAAAUUCGUCAAAUGUGGUGGCGAUGGCAGCUAAUCGCAAAACAAUUAACGCCAAUGAUGUUCUUCAGGGAUUGAAAGAGACUGAUUUUGUUGACUUCAUUCCACCUCUACAAGAAGCACUUGAAGGCUUCAAAAAAAAGUCAAAGAGAGAAGAAGGAUGCUGCUAGUGCCAAGAAAAAGAAGGACAAAGAAGAUGGCGGCAAGCCAGAAGAAAUGGAAGUUGAAGAAAACGAACCUGCCGAAAAUUCCGAGGCUGAAAACUGAUUAUGUGAAAUUUGAAACGUUCCAGUGAUACAGUGAUGGACUGCUAUAGGCUAUUGAAUGCACAAUUACUCAGGAUUGGAUCCCAGUGAGUUUCAAAAAUAUAAGAUUGGGAUCUCAGCUUUGUUGAAAAAUUAAUUUGUUGUACAGUGUCAAAAAUACAAUAGUUUUUUUACAAA